UUAAAGCUGUCAUUGCUGUUGCUGCUGGCUCUCUCCUCAGCCAGUCCUCAGGACAUCGUGAAGAAGCACUCAGAGGACAGACAUGGUAAAAUGACCUGGACUGGUUCCGUCCCUGAUGAAGCAGUGUCAAUUUGGAACUUAUAUGACAUACGUGUUGACUAUGUCUGCAAAUAUGGAUGCCAUGCUGGCGUCUACAACUGGCGUUUUGGAAAUUUCUGCCACUAUUCGUUUGACAAAAAAGAGUAUCGUACAAACUCAUUUGAUAUCCUUGUGAAUGACAAAUACUUUGAGAUUCUGGAGUGGAAGGAAGGUUCCUUUGGUUCAGUGCCCGCAAAUGCAGUUAGAACAUGUUCUAGUGAUGAGGUUUAUGUUGGAAAAAACAAGUAUGGUCUAGGUAAAGUGCGUCCUAGUGACUGGGCAUUUUAUCUUCCUUGGGGAGGUGAAGAAUAUUGGUAUUGGUACUAUGAGGUGCUGACCAUCAAAAGGGAUAUUGACCAUGAGCUCAUCCAUGACGUUGAGUAUAAAAUUAAUGAUGCUAAAAUGAUCCGGAAUCCUCCAUCGACCUUGGCCGUCUCUCCCAUUUCUAACAAUGGAUGCCCUGCAACAGACUGGCAGCGUUCCCAGGGUGCACCCCACCUCUCGCCUUAUGGCAGCUGGGGUAGACUCCAGCCUCCCUGUGACCCUGAACUGGAUAAGUGGAAGAAGAUGUACAAAUAA
Oreochromis niloticus (Nile tilapia) is the source of this 717-nucleotide messenger RNA. RefSeq names its product natterin-3-like. The annotation marks the transcript as partial. NCBI's taxonomy places the organism in Eukaryota, Metazoa, Chordata, Actinopteri, Cichliformes, Cichlidae. The transcript is spliced from 3 exons. The record is from RefSeq and is a predicted model, not a curated record.